Phodopus roborovskii (desert hamster) is the source of this 2656-nucleotide messenger RNA. RefSeq names its product sphingomyelin phosphodiesterase 3 (gene Smpd3). Gene Ontology annotation, molecular function: sphingomyelin phosphodiesterase activity. NCBI's taxonomy places the organism in Eukaryota, Metazoa, Chordata, Mammalia, Rodentia, Cricetidae. Gene Ontology annotation, biological process: sphingomyelin metabolic process. The coding region runs from base 360 to 2327 and encodes 655 amino acids. The transcript is spliced from 8 exons. The record is from RefSeq and is a predicted model, not a curated record. Gene Ontology annotation, cellular component: extracellular region; cytoplasm.
GUCCGAGGGAGGCUCCGGAUGCCAGAGCCGCGGCCGCUGCAGCCGUCACUGCCGCGAGAACCGCCGCUGGGAAGCCCGGGUCGCGAGGAGCUGGGAGGCGCCGCGUGCGCUGCCCCGCGCUGAGCGCCCUCCUGAGCGCCGUCUGAGGUUCUCAACAAGCUUUGGUGUCCCAGAAUGGCCCCUUGAGGUGAACCAUGAAUGUCUUCAGGACAAUUACCACUAAUUACCUAGAGUCACAUCUUGCCAGGAGGUGACCUGUCCUCCUCCUGCUCUCAGCUUGCCCACCCCUGCCCGGGAAAGUGCUGCAUCUGCCACGGACACCAUGUAGUAGAGCCGGCUGCGGCGCCCAGUGAGCUGCGAUGGUUUUGUACACGACUCCCUUUCCUAAUAGCUGUCUGUCCGCCCUCCACGCUGUGUCCUGGGCCCUCAUCUUCCCAUGUUACUGGUUGGUGGACCGGCUGGUGGCCUCCUUCAUACCCACCACGUAUGAGAAGCGCCAGAGGGCAGAUGACCCUUGCUGCCUGCAGCUGUUCUGCACUGUACUCUUCACGCCAGUCUACCUGGCUCUGUUUGUGGCUGCAUUACCUUUUGCCUUUCUUGGGUUCAUUUUCUGGUCUCCACUGCAGUCUGCCCGCAGGCCCUACUCCUACUCCCGGCUAGAGGACAAGAGCCCAGCUGGUGGGGCAGCCCUGCUUAGUGAAUGGAAGGGCACAGGGGCUGGCAAAAGCUUUUGCUUUGCCACGGCCAAUGUCUGCCUUCUUCCUGACUCACUCGCGAGGCUCAACAAUGUUUUCAAUACCCAAGCACGGGCCAAAGAGAUUGGGCAGAGAAUCCGCAAUGGGGCCGCCCGGCCUCAGAUCAAAAUUUACAUUGAUUCUCCCACCAACACUUCCAUCAGUGCAGCCAGCUUCAGCAGCCUGGUGUCUCCACAGGGCAGUGACGGAGCUAGAGCUGUCCCUGGUAGCAUUAAGAGGACGGCCUCUGUGGAAUACAAAGGGGAUGGAGGGCGUCACCCCAGUGAUGAGGCUGCCAAUGGCCCAGCCUCUGGGGACCCGGCUGAUGGCAGCCUUGAGGACAGCUGCAUUGUGCGAAUUGGUGGUGAUGAAGGAGGCCGACCACCAGAAGCUGAUGACCCUGCUACUGGGAAUCAAGCCAGGAAUGGGGCUGGUGGGGCCCCAAAGGGUCAGACGCCCAACCACAAUCAGCGAGAUGGGGAUUCUGGGAGCCUGGGCAGCCCCUCAGCCUCCAGGGAAUCCCUGGUGAAGGCACGGCCUGGGCAAGAUGGCGGUGGCAGUGGAGAGCCAGGAGUCAACAGCAAGCUCUUGUAUAAGACGUCAGUGGUGAAGAAGACAGCAGCACGCAGGAGGCGGCACCCUGAUGAAGCCUUUGACCAUGAGGUCUCGGCCUUCUUCCCAGCCAAUCUGGACUUCCUGUGCCUGCAGGAGGUGUUUGACAAGCGUGCAGCUGCUAAGUUGAAAGAGCAGCUACACGGCUACUUUGAGUACAUCCUGUAUGACGUCGGGGUCUAUGGCUGCCAUGGUUGCUGCAAUUUCAAGUGUCUCAACAGUGGUCUCUUCUUUGCCAGCCGCUACCCUGUCAUGGACGUGGCCUAUCACUGUUACCCCAAUGGGUGCAGCUUCGAUGCCCUGGCCUCCAAGGGAGCUCUGUUUCUCAAGGUGCAGGUGGGAAGCACACCUCAGGACCAAAGAAUCGUUGGGUAUAUCGCCUGCACACACCUGCAUGCCCCACCAGAGGAUAGUGCCAUCCGGUGUGAGCAACUGGACCUGCUUCAGGACUGGCUAGCUGAUUUCCGAAAAUCUACCUCCUCGUCCAGCACAGCCAACCCGGAGGAACUGGUGGUGUUUGAUGUCAUCUGUGGAGAUCUGAACUUUGAUAACUGUUCUUCUGAUGACAAACUGGAGCAGCAGCACUCACUGUUUACUCGAUACAAGGACCCCUGCCGCCUGGGACCUGGGGAGGAGAAGCCGUGGGCCAUUGGUACCCUGCUGGACAUAAACGGUCUCUAUGAUGAGGAUGUGUGUACCCCUGACAAUCUUCAAAAGGUCUUGGAGAGUGAGGAAGGCCGAAGGGAGUAUCUGGCCUUUCCUACCAGCAAGAGCCCAGGGGCUGGGCAGAAGGGGCGGAAGGACCUGCUGAAGGGCAAUGGCCGACGCAUUGACUACAUGCUGCACGCUGAGGAGGGGCUGUGCCCCGACUGGAAGGCUGAGGUAGAAGAAUUCAGUUUUAUCACCCAGCUAUCCGGCCUGACCGACCACCUCCCUGUGGCCAUGCGGCUGAUGGUAUCUGCAGGGGAAGAGGAGGCAUAAACCAGCCAUGCCACUGGCAUCUCAAGAAGUGGGGCCUCUGUCAGCCCUUCAAGCCACAGCCCAUGCCUGGGCUAUGUCCCCUCCAUUGAGCACCUAGUGCUGGGGGAAGGAGGGCAGGGGACAGGGAAGAGCCUGUCAGUCCCCUGGGAGCCUGGGAGCCAGGCUGCUCUGUGCCUCUGGGCCAUCUCUAAGAACAGAGGACUCAGGCCAGUCUGGGAGCCCCUGGCUGCCUAACCAGUGCCAUUCUUUCCAAUCAUGAUUUUCUACAGAUCUACACAGCACAACAUAGUUUGUAACCCAAGGGUUAGUAUGAGGACUGGGUUUGUGUA